Monopterus albus (swamp eel) is the source of this 3384-nucleotide messenger RNA. RefSeq names its product dpy-19 like C-mannosyltransferase 3 (gene dpy19l3). The transcript has 19 exons. Gene Ontology annotation, cellular component: nuclear inner membrane. The coding region runs from base 177 to 2384 and encodes 735 amino acids. Gene Ontology annotation, molecular function: mannosyltransferase activity. The record is from RefSeq and is a predicted model, not a curated record. NCBI's taxonomy places the organism in Eukaryota, Metazoa, Chordata, Actinopteri, Synbranchiformes, Synbranchidae.
CCCAGUGUGGUGUGAAGCUAACCGAUCUAUUUUAACUGGAAGGGGGAAAUGAUGGGAGAAAAAUGAAAGCGCGAGUGAGAUAGAGAGACCUAGGGAAACAGGGGGGAGAGAGAGGGAGGUAGAAGAAAGCCGUCGGACCAUCCUACCAAGCGCUGCUGUAGAGGAGGUGCUUCAGCAUGACAGCCCUGCGUCAGAGGAAGGUGAGCAAGGGGAAGGAACCUCCUCUUGGUGCUGAGUUUCAGUCUCAACAGUCCAACUGUUGCACUGAUCAUCAUCCGGAGAAGAUUAUCCAUGGUGAUUGGUCAUGGGGGGAAAUAAUCUGGACAUCAGUUGGCUGGUCUGUCUCUGUUGGUCUUGGCCUGCUGUGCUGUAUCUAUGUGGCAACACUACAUGAGAAUGACCUCUGGUUCUCCAACAUCAAGGAAGUGGAACGAGAGAUUUCCUUUCGGACAGAGUGUGGACUGUACUACUCAUACUACAAACAAAUGAUACAGGCCCCAUCCAUACAAGAAGGGCUUUCAGAUUUGAUCCAUGACAACUUGACAGAAUCCAAAAGGUCCAUUAAUCUCCUACAGCGAAUGAAUAUCUACCAGGAGGUCUUUCUCAGUGUUCUCUACAGGGUGUUGCCCAUACAGUCAUAUCUGGAGCCUGUGUAUUUCUACAUUUACACAGUGUUCUCACUCCAAGCAGUGUAUGUGAUUGCACUGUACCUUACAGCAUGGCUCCUGUCUGGUUCUUGGUUGGCUGGUAUGCUCACUGGGAUCUGGUACAUCCUUAACAGGGUAGAUACCACCCGUGUGGAGUUCACUAUCUCCCUCAGGGAGAACUGGUCUUUGCCCUUCUUUGCGCUGCAGGUCACUGCUAUCACAUGUUACCUCAGGCCACAGCUCACUGCCUUAGACAAGAAGGUGCUGGUGUGGCUGAUCUAUGUGACAACGUUUUGUUUCUGUCUGACGUGGCAGUUCAACCAAUUCAUCUUACUUGUUCAAGCUCUCAUCAUAUACACCAUGGACUGUUUUGACCUCUUAACAACUACACAGGUGACAACUCUGUACCUUGUUCAAGUGAGUGGCCUGCUGAGUGUGUGGCUCCUCCAGUUCUGUAACUCCAUGAUACUGGGAUCGCUCGUCCUUAGUUUCAUCGUAGCUGCACUCUUUAUCAGACACUGCCAGUCUGGUCUGAAGACAGGAAGUCUGCUGGUUCGUCUGGGCAAACUGCUUCUCCACAGCACCAUGGUUUUAUUCCUCACCGUCACCAUCAACUACCUGGCCAAGAAAGCGCUUCAGCUCAGAUCAGAUGAACACAUCUUUAAAUUCAUCAAGUCAAAGUUUGCCCUGGGGCCAACAAGGGAUUUUGAUGCCAAUCUGUAUUUGUGUGAGGAGGCCUUCGGCCUGCUGCCGCUCGACACACUGGAACGACUGGCUGGUAGCCUGCUGCUGUACCCCUAUGUCCUCACACUGCUGCUCCUCAGCGGCAUGCUGGCAGUGGCCGCACUGCGGAACCUGAGGCCUAAAGGAAGCUCAGCUGAGGAGAGGAAAGGAGCUGGAGAGGUGCGAAUGGAGGCUUUUCGUCCAGAUGUGACUUAUAAUCUGUUGCAUACACUGUUCUAUGGCCUCUUGGCUUUUAGCACUAUGAGGAUGAAGUAUAUAUGGACUGGCCAUAUGUGUGCAUUUUCAGCAUAUGGUGUAUGUGGAACUGAGAUAUGGACUCUGAUUCUCACCACUCUGAGGUGCAACAGUAAAGUUCUGUUAAAACUUAUAAGAUGUGCAGUUCCACUGGUGAUAGUCAGCUGCCUGUAUUACCAGUUCUGGCCUAAGCUGAUGGAGGAGUUAUCAGAACUGAGGGAAUUUUAUGAUCCAGACACUGUGGAGCUCAUGACCUGGAUUAGCACAAAAACCCCCAAGCGGGCUGUAUUUGCAGGGAGCAUGCAGCUGCUGGCUGGCAUCAAGCUGUGCACAGGCAGAGUUCUCACCAACCACCCCCAUUAUGAAGAUAAAGACCUGCGGGAGAGGACCAGACAGGUGUAUCAGGUGUACGCUCGCCGGUCCCCAGAGGAAGUCCGUGACAUCUUGAGGGCCGUCGGUGCCGACUAUGUAGUGCUGGAAAACAGCAUCUGUUAUGAGCGGAGGCACAGACGAGGCUGCAGACUGCGGGACUUGCUCGACCUGGCCAACGGACAUAUCAUGGAUGGACCUGGAGAAAACGACCCAGACCUCAUCCCUGCCUCCCACCCUCGAUUUUGUGAGGCCAUCAAGACAGACACAGCGCCUUACACUGCUCUGUUCACCAGAACAUUCCAGAACAAAACAUUCCACGUGUAUCGGGUUAAGAAGAAACGCAAGAAAAGCACCAAGAGCUCACCAGAACACAGUGCCACACAGUAGCAGGAGCAGGGCUGCAAGAAAAACCCUGUCAGGGGCCAGAAGGGGUAAGAGUCAGAGGAGAAGAGGCGAUAGAAGCGCUGAGUCCUCACUGUUCAUCUGUCUCCUCUCUGCUCUGUACCCAGCUGUCAUCAUGCUCACUAUUUUUUAACACAUGGCUCUGUGAACUGUGGUUUGGGUGCAGUGAGCCAGUCCACACUUAGGGCUGCAUUAUUUUAGUAAACGGAGUACAGAAGCACAUAUAGGAGUCCUGCUUUGGGCUGUCAUAUCCCCACCUGUCUACACACCUUCCACCAGACCCUCACUGGUGCAGAUGAACAGACACAGAAGCAACUUAUGAGACCUCGAAGCAGGAUCUGCAACGCCACAAGCAACUAGCCACUACAAUUUAGUUUCUUUCAUAUGAAGUAGUCACUGUCAUUUACACACAGCAUCAUCAAAUGACCACAACAUUGUCAACGUAUAAAUAAUUAGAAUUAGGGCUGGACCCAAAUAGAUGACUAUUCGGAUAUUCAUUCGUUGGGUAGGUUUUCAAUUUUAGUUUUCAAAUAUUCGAGACAGCAAGAAAUUUCAGUGCAGUCUCUUUCUGAAUUUGUGAGGCGUGUUCUGUUGCCAUCCCAACUCACAGAAGUGCCAGGGCCAACCACAAUAUUGUUAGCAAAGUUCUGUUUUAACAUAACAGCUCUUGCUAACGAACGUUAACUCUGUGACUUAAAAUGAUGACGGGACAAAAUGAAACUCAGUGCUAUUGGGCUUGUGACCUCUCUGCUGGAGAAACAGACAACAUAUGGACCGCUGGUAGCCGAAAAUGGUUUCUGAGGUAUAGAAGCAUUGCUCUGUAACACCACUGAAUAAUUAGAGUGAACUGAGGGCCUCUCUGUCGUUCCAAAAACUCCAACAGAGUGAGACAUCUUAACAGGUAAAACUAUCAGCUGGUCUCACAUCAGUGAUGGAAAGGUAGCACAUUGGUGUACACACAAGUGGUCAUAAAGAUCCAUCGUUG